GUGGCAACGCUUGCUGGCGCCGCACACUUCACGUCGCUGUGACGCAAAAUCAAAACAUUCUGCUGUGGGGGAAUUUUUGUUACCCAAAAAUAUGCCGCUUGUUGUUGCUGCUGCUGCUGCUGGAAAUAAACGAGGCAACGUAAUGUGGUGUACGUGUACUUGCAACCCCCAAGGAGUCACCACACUACUACUGCAUUGCAGUUGUUGUCGUUACAUGCGGCAAAUGUGCGCUAAAAACACAUUGUAAAUAUUAAAUUUUGAAGUAGCGCUCGAUAUGCGCAAGAACAACGAUAGCGAUACCUGAAAAAUCCAAUUACAAUAAAAAGACAACGUCACGCUUCCGUCCACAACGAAUACUACAACACAAAGAACAAAGUGCAAGGUGCAAGUUACAAGUUGAUAAUUUGGAGUUGCAAUCGAUGCCACACUGUCACACCAUGGUCUAUAUGCGAAUUGUGCUCACAACCUUGGUGACGAUAACGUGCCUGCUCGGUGACAAUUUCGUGGAGCUGACACAGCACCCGCUCCUGAAAGCGUUGGCCGACAAUGCGACACAUGCGGCAAUUGGCGCCUUGACGGGCAUCGCAUUUGCCAUGCAAUUCUAUGAGCGCACCAGCCAGCUGAUGGGCUGGAUAUUGAUUUUCAGCUGCUUUGUGGUGUCGUCGUUUAUCGAUCUGGAUCACUUUGUGGAGGCGCGUUCUCUCUACUUGGAGGAUGCCACCAAUCUGUCGCGACGUCCGUUUCUGCACUGCUCCAGCAUCAUACUGGCCAUGCUGUUGCUCUACAUAUGCACCGCUUGCCUCAAUUACUUCCGCAGCAGCCUGUUAUUAGGCGCACUGCUCUGUGCCUUCAUUACGCAUCACACCAGGGAUGCGGUGAGGCGUGGCUACUGGCUGUGGCCCUUCUACGAGCACACGGAUCGUUUGCCGCAGUUGGCCUACAUUGUGAUUACGGUACUGACGCCAUAUCUAUUAGGUUAUCUGCAUAAUGUUUGUCGCAGCGCCUUUGUGCUCAACUUUUUGGGUCAAUAUGUUAAGCUUAGUGAAUGCAACUAUCGCAAUGGAGGCGGUGGCGGUGUUGGGGGCUCAACUGCCAACUACCGUUAUCUGCAGGUAUAAGUUUUGUGAUACUCGGACUAAUGGAACUAAGAUAUAUUUCAUAUACAAAACACAUAAAUGCUUACUUAGGCUUCAAGCUCAAUUAGAUUAGCUUUAAGCAAAAGAAAAACUUAAAUACUUCCACAUUACAGGACACAAUUUUAUUAACGAUACGAGCAAAAUACUUAUUUGAUCUUAUAACUUAGGCAUACACAUAAUAUUAUACGAGUACCUUUAGGAGUAUUUUCAAUAUUAACUAGUGUAGUUUUUUACUAGAACUCAAAUCGAAAAAACACGUACACAGAUAAUAUCCAGAUAUUGUGAUAUUUGUAGCAUAAGCAUCGAAGAGUAGGUUAGACAAACUGAAGCAUAGCGCACAAAACUAAUCGAUUUUCAAACUUCCAAUUUAAAUGAGAUUUAUUCAAUUUUAAACGUAGGCAAACAAAAUAAAACUAAACUAAUGAAACUAAUUGUUAAUUAUGUAAUUAAUUAAACAAUCAAUAAUGUGCUAAUAAAUUCGCCUUGUAAACACAAACGGCAAAAAAAGUAU
Messenger RNA from Drosophila albomicans, 1647 nucleotides. RefSeq names its product transmembrane protein 267. NCBI's taxonomy places the organism in Eukaryota, Metazoa, Arthropoda, Insecta, Diptera, Drosophilidae. The transcript has 3 exons. The record is from RefSeq and is a predicted model, not a curated record. The coding region runs from base 420 to 1118 and encodes 232 amino acids.